GGCAUUGGUCAGCGGCUGCAGACAAGGAGGGGCGGGCUGAGGGACUGAAGGAUGUGAUCGGAAGAGGAGGAGCUGCAGGAGGAUGAAAAUCCACAAUGAGCCGGCGCUGCUGCAGACAACAAGUGUUCGAGAGAGAGAGAGAGACAGGAUAAAGGAAGGUUACGCUGCAUCCUGAGAGCCCAGGCCAAGGUUACCAUGGCAACCCCAGGGAAGCAACCGCAACGGAACUGACAGUGGUCCAGUGGUAAAGUUAAAGGAUGAAAGAAAAGCAGAUGACCUACAGACCUGCUAACCCAGUACUCAUGUUCAGCAGACACUGCAGCAGUUUGCUGAGGAGCUCAGUGGUGGACCCUUCACUCAGCUGUAAAGGUCCACAGAAGAAGCUGUGUAUUUAGGUGACAAAGGUGCCAGCAUGUCUCAGGCAGGUAAAGUCCUCCACCUGUAUGUGGAGGUGAGGUCUGUCGCUGAGGACGAAGGCAAGACAUUAGGGAGAGGAGAUGAGGAAACCAGCUUCAUGACACAUCAGUGUCCGGACAUCCUCCCUCACUCCCAGAGGAGCUCAGCCCACUCCAGCCCCAGCCCAAGUCCAGAACUGUUCCCAGUCUCACAUUCCCAAUCUAUGGAGCGAAGGCUCAACUUGCCUCUCUCAAAAUCCUCCAAACACUCAGUCAGUCUUCAGGUCGAAAAACCUGAUGCUACACACUGUCUCACACAGGUCCAGUUCCAGGAUAUGCUGUAUGACAGAUUGGACCAGGAACUUCAGGUUCUCACACCUGGAACCUCUGGUCUGAGUCCUCGUGGCUCACUGGCAGAUACCUGUUCCUGUGACCUGGAUCCGUACCACAGCCAUGCACUGCCCUCCCCAUUUUCUGUGUCAUGUGAGAGACUUAAUGUCCCCUCCACACCCACAACCAACCAAAGGUCACAUGAAGCCCACAGGAUUGCCAGUGAGGAGGGAAAGACAUCUGUGGUGACAUUCAGCUACGUAGACAAAGCUAACAUCAACAGAAUGGGCCGCCGUACUUCAGAGUGCCAGUACAGGUCAGAAAAUCCUUUUCUCAGACUGGAAGGAGAGCUGCUGCCUGUCCACCUUCAGAAGAGGCUAAGUGACCCCGGUAGAUAUGACGCGAAUGACUCUUACCUCAGUCAGCUCUACUCAUCGUCUGGCAGCCCGUCCCCACAUGUAUGGCCUUAUCUGCAGAGGUCCAUCAUGGAUGCUAUGGCCAAAGAAGCCACUCACAGGGCCAUGGAGGAAUUUGGUUCUCCAGAACUGAAUCGGCGAUUUGCAGCUCAAAGGCAAAAGGGUUACACCCCAAUUCCACCGCCACAGUGCAGGUCCUGGGCAGGAUCACCUGUCUCAUCUCAGAUCUCCCUCACUCUCCCCUCAAAAACCCAGCUCUCAGAGCUGCACAAGGGAGUCUGCUUUAGUUCAGUAAACGGCUUACCCAGAAGUCCUGCCUCUGACAAACUGUCAGCCCACUCUGGGUACUCAGUGCUGCCAACCUCAGCACGCUGCCCUCCUGCCACAAACCACCAUCAGCACAGCCCCACCUUGAACAGCAAAUUUCAUCCACCUUUACCUGCUGGGAGACCCACCGCCAUUCAGCAUGAAAUCCCAGCUAUUGGCACCACCAGGAACCAGCCCUUGGACUGUUCUCCGGGGGGUGGCAUCACCCAGUGUAGUCUGGGCACAAGCUGUAAUACUCAAACACACAACAUGAGUUGUGAAACUAAUGAUGUUAUUCACUUUAGUGGUCGCAGUCAUUUCAGCACUCCCAAGAAGACUUGGGGCAACCUGUCAUGGUGCAGUAGCAGAACCAAUGACGGUCUCGUCACCUCCCCUUCCUCAAGCCCUGAAAUACCAACUCGACUGUCUGCCACUUACCGAGACAGACAUCCGCCCUCCCCGACACCACCACAAGCUGAGCCCCUGAGGUCAGGCAGUGCCAAGGUGGAAGCAUCUCUGGUAAAAGAAUCCCACCAGUAUGCCGAUCUUCAUGGGCAACACUCCCCUGAGCUGCCGUGUUCAUGGGUCACAGGUCAGAGCCACCAACUGAUUAAAAUCCAGCGGAGAUGUGACUCUCCUCUCGCCUCAAAGAAACACCUCUUUUUGCCAGCAGGUUUGCAGGGUGUGGACAGUCCUUGGUCACUGCUCCUACACCCACAGAAUCAGAGUUCUUCACCUGGCAAGGAUUUGAACGGACUUCAGCACUACCAGACUCCACAGUACAACAAAGACCACAAACUACCCGGGUUAGGGUGUAGAAAGACGAGUGAUCCCUUUGAUAAGAACACAGAUACUCUGCCUGUCAGCUGGACCUUUAGACACCAGGACAAGGAGAAGUUCUGUCAAGAAAACUACAUGCAGUCCUCCGCUGGGUCUUACACCCAGAGCCAAGAGGACAGUCGACAGAACCAUGGAUUGGGAACGGUCCAGGAUUGCACUGGUUUUACUGGAACAUCAUCUCAGAGCUCCAGCGGAGUGACGGGCAGUUUGGGAGACGGUUCCCAGUUGGACAGAAAUGACGGCCUGUCCCCGGAAACCUCCAGCCAUGAGACAGAGGACUCUGGUUCAGGGAUGCAGUCGGGUGACAGUUUGGUGGCAGCUCAGCCUUCACGAUCUCAAAAACUCGCCCGAGCCAAGUGGGAGUUCCUUUUUGGUCCGAGGGAGGAGAGCUGCUGCAGCAAAGGAUCUUCCACUACGACACCUCUGACGUUCAGUCCCACCCCUCUGUCCUCUGCCUACCUGAAGCCCACUAGUCAUCGGAGGGGGUGGCACGAUGUUCAAAGGUUACCACAUCACCAGGUCCAGCAAAUUGAAGUGGACCUGGUGACUGCUGACCUCCAAGAUUCCACCCCAAAAACGGGCAUCAUCAGACGCACCAUCCAGUACUCUGAGACGGACUUGGACGCUGUGCCAUUACGCUGCUACCGCGAGACAGACCUGGACGAGGUGAUGCGUGCGGAGGCGGAGCCAGCGGAGGAGGCAGAUUCUGCAUUUGGGAGUACCCGCAGUGUCCUGGAGAACUCCAUCUUCAGUCCUGCAGACGUGUCUCCGAAACCCUUGACAGGAGUGAGACAGGAGGACGAAGACGACGAUGAAGAGGCAGAAGAGGAGGAGGAGCAGGAGGAGGAGGAGGAAGAGGGCGUGGUCAGCUGGGCGAGUGUCCGAAUGCAGGGAGACAGAACCAGACAGAGAGCCGCCAGAGAAGAGACAGACGUCUGCAGUCUGCUGCUGAAAGGCCCGUUGGAUGCCUCAUCCAACACCCACGGCGGUCUGAAGUCGCCCAUCUCUAUCAGCAGCCCCCGCUGCCCCUCUGACAGCAGCCUGGACUCCUUCAGCCGCCACUUCGAGAGCAUCAUGGAGUCGCACCGCGCCAAAGGAACGUCGUACAGCAGCCUGGACAGCAUUGACCUCUUGACUUCUGGGUCCACAUCCAUUUUCACCUUUGACCUGCCCACGCUCACCCCACAGAUCCAGAGUCAAAUCUGUGAGAAUGCCAAGCAGAUCCUGGACCUGAGCUUUGCCCCACUGGUGCGGCCAGACGGCCCCUUGGAGACGUCACGCUAUGAAACCACCCUCAGUGCCUCGGGGGUGGGACACCUUAACGGCUGCUCCAACGAUGGCUUCGCCCCGCCUCGUCGACCCACUACUGAGAGAGAGCUGUGGUGUCACUCCGCCCCUAAAGAUGGCUUUCGAAAGGCCACCUCGGUCCCCUCGCUCAACACCAGCCCCCGGGAGCAACUGGCGCACUGCCCCCCUGAGCUGCUGGACAGUCUAGCAUUCAGUGGCAGCGAUGACGGUCUGGCAAAUGGGAUGAAGACAGACCAACAGGCCGCCAAACGGCUCGCCAAACGGCUCUACAACCUGGACGGCUUCAGGAAGUCUGAUGUGGCUCCACACCUCAGCAAGAAUAAUGACUUCAGUCGGAUGGUUGCUGAGGAAUUUCUGAAAUACUUUAACUUCAGCGGUCUGACCAUCGACCAGGCGCUCAGGUUGUUUCUGGCACAGUUUGCUUUGAUGGGAGAGACUCAGGAGAGAGAGCGCGUCCUGUCUCACUUCUCCAAAAGGUACCUGCAGUGCAACCCCGACUGUCCGUCCACUCAAGACAGCGUUCAUACUCUGACCUGUGCCGUCAUGCUGCUGAACUCUGACCUUCAUGGAAAUAACGUGGGGAAGAGGAUGUCCUGCAGCCAGUUCAUCUCCAACCUGGAAGGGCUCAACGAUGGAAAGGAUUUCCCCAAAGAUCUCCUGAAGACGCUGUACAGCUCCAUCAAGAAUGAGAAGCUGCAGUGGACAAUCGACGAGGAAGACCUCCGGAAGUCUGUGCUGGAGCAGGCUGACGCUCGGACCGACUCCGCCUCUCACACCAUGAAGCGGCUGGGUGGUGGAGGAAACCCGCUCGUGGGCAUGGCUCAACAGGCCAAUGGUGAGCUCUAUAAGAGUGGCUUCCUGGUCCGCAAAGUCCACGCCGACCCUGACGGAAAGAGAACUCCACGGGGUCGGCGGGGCUGGAAGUCUUUCUACGCCAUGCUGAAGGGUCUGGUGCUCUACCUGCAGAAGGAUGAGUACCGCACAGACGGCGAGCUGACCGAGGAAGAUGUGAAGAACGCCGUGUCCAUCCAUCACUCUCUGGCCAUGAGAGCCGCCGACUACAGCAAGAGACCCAACGUCUUCUACCUGCGCACGGCCGACUGGAGGGUCUACCUGCUGCAGGCCCCGAACGCAGAGCAGAUGCAGUCGUGGAUCACACGCAUCAACACUGUUGCUGCCAUAUUUUCGGCUCCACCCUUCCCAGCUGCUAUUGGCUCUCAAAAGAGGUUCAGCCGUCCUCUGCUGCCGGGGUCCAACACCAAACUCACCCAGGAGGAGCAGGUCAAAUCCCACGAAACCCGCUUCAGGGCGGUUUCCUCCGAGCUGGUGGAACUCACCAACGUCAGCCAGGAACGCAAGGUCAGAGGCCGUGACCAGGAAGAGCAGAAACUGCGACAGGAGUACCUGGAGUUUGAGAAAACGCGGUAUGGUACGUACGCCAUGCUGCUCCGGGCCAAGCUGUCCAGUGGGGACGAGGACCUGUUGGCGUUUGAGUCACGGCUUUUUGAUGACUGUGGCCUCCAGAGGGCAUAUUCCAGCCCCACGCUGCCCCUUAACCCCACCGCCAAGGAGAAGAACCGCGGGACCAAGACCUCCAAAAGCCUCAAAGUGUCCUCCUCGUCCUCCAAGAGCGACCGAGACGGAAGCAGGAAGGACAGCUGUGGUAGCCAACAUGGCAAGCAGCAGACGGCUAAACAGGAAGAAGACGGAGACACAGCGUAAGACGGGGAGAAUAUCACAGAUGAUGUCACAAAGAACUUUUAGUUCCUGAGACAGGAAGAAGAGCGCUGGCGUCCACAGUGAGUCAUGUGACCACACUUUUCAGGGACUGUGGGCUGUGUUUUUGUGAUGUGACAGUAAAUCAGGAUCAACUGGAAUCCAGGAACCUUCUGGAUCAAGUUUUCAGAGUUCCUCGGUACUUUCUCUGACUUUCAGCAUCUACGUUACUCUGUUGCCCCUAGCACUUGAUUGGGAGCCGGUUACCAUGCCAACCACUUCUGACAGGCUGAGAGAGUGUGGGACUGUUGCUGUGGUGAUCUGCGCAGUUAGGGGGCGCUGCAGCCAGAACUCCAAACACAAACAAGACAGGAAGUAGUACCUCCCUCUGGUACUGUGAGUACUCAGUAGUACUGUUAGCACACAGCUGGAACUAACAAUUAUUGUGAUCCCCCCCGCCUCCCCCAAAAAACAAAACAAGACAAGAUUGCUCGUGUCGUCUGUCCAACGUCCUGUUUGUCCAAAAACAAACUAACAAAUAAAUAUUCUGUUUCAGUCAAAGUGAUAAAAAUAGAACCUUAACGUCUGUUUCUGUGUUAAUUUUCCACGAUCAGUAACCAUAAGCACUCAGUCCACAGAGGACAGCUAAUGUCCAACGUGCGGAAGACAGCUAAUGUCCAACGUGCGGAAGACAGCUAAUGUCCAGAUGUUGACAUGAAAACAAACAACAUCCCAAACUGGACUCUAAAGUCAACCUCUGAUCCAAAUGGUGCAGCUGAUCCCAGCUUGUGAUUAGAACUGCUGCACUGCCCCCUGCUGGACACUGACCCAACAUGAAGCUGAUGACGCCAAGAUGAAACACACAGUAACCGUGGCAGCAGUGAGACGUUAGUGCUGCCUGUCUGUGUCAAAUGAAGACAUUUCUACCAGCUGACGUUUUCUCACGAAAUCGCUCUGAGUUGUUUUAACGGUAUCAUGAGAUGUUACGUCAGAAUGAGCCGGUGAUGAGUCCUGAUGAUGACGCGUCAUCGAAGGAAAAUCUCACCAAUCACAGAAAACUGUUCAGCGGUAGAAACAUCCAUAGAUUGAAAGAUGUAUUUUAGCUGUUAGCCUCGCACGAGCUUCAACAACCACAACGUUUUCUACAAUUACCAGAAACUGUUAAAUCGGCCUGAGGUUCGACAGAUUACCGUCGACCUCCAGGCCGAGAAUCAGUGACAAUAAUCAACCGCUACUAAUUAAUCAUGUGACCAGAGUUCAUGCCUGUCAUCGUGCUGCUGACCUGCGCCGACACACUCGUAGCUCCAGAGACACCCACGUGUGUAUAUUUUGCGUUGUACACUUUGCGUAUAAAUGCUGUAAAUAAACGUUGACUUUGAGAAGCCAUAUUGCAGUUGGGCUAACGGCCUCGCUCGUGCACGUCGCGGUUUUUGGGGAUGAGGGAGUCUGAAUUAUUUAUUGUUUUGUCAUCGUCUGAUGAUUGCUGACAGACUUUAGCUCCCGUGAAGUUUUCGUUUUUUGCCAGUGUUGCUGUGGUUCCAGCAUUAGCUGUUAGCUGGCUAAUAGUUGUACAUCCAAUAAUGUCAGAUUUUGAUCGUAGCCAAAAUAAAAUGUACAAUUUGGAGGCAAAAAAAAUAAAGAGACUCUGAAAAUGU
This is a messenger RNA of Thalassophryne amazonica, 6966 nucleotides long. RefSeq names its product PH and SEC7 domain-containing protein 1-like. Gene Ontology annotation, molecular function: phospholipid binding; protein binding; guanyl-nucleotide exchange factor activity. Gene Ontology annotation, biological process: regulation of ARF protein signal transduction. Bases 413 to 5317 code for a protein of 1634 amino acids. The transcript is spliced from 19 exons. The record is from RefSeq and is a predicted model, not a curated record. Lineage: Eukaryota; Metazoa; Chordata; Actinopteri; Batrachoidiformes; Batrachoididae.